Olea europaea var. sylvestris is the source of this 2222-nucleotide messenger RNA. Its product is annotated as zinc-finger homeodomain protein 2-like. Lineage: Eukaryota; Viridiplantae; Streptophyta; Magnoliopsida; Lamiales; Oleaceae. Gene Ontology annotation, molecular function: DNA-binding transcription factor activity; transcription cis-regulatory region binding. Gene Ontology annotation, cellular component: nucleus. Bases 1162 to 2067 code for a protein of 301 amino acids. Gene Ontology annotation, biological process: regulation of DNA-templated transcription; regulation of developmental process. The transcript has 2 exons. The record is from RefSeq and is a predicted model, not a curated record.
CUGGCUUUUAGAGGGGGUGGCGUGGGUAAUUAAAGAAGGGUAGAGGAGAAUCUGACACACGUUGAACAGGAACGAAAAUACAGUGCUGUGGACCUUCAUUUUCUCUUUAAUCCACCUCCACAACCAAAAGUCUCCUCUCUCUCUAUCUCGAUGUUUAUUGCAAUUGAGUUACUGCCUAAGAACCCUGAUCUGAUGGUUCAUAGCCGUUCUAAUUGCUUAAAACAAGUUUCUAAUUGUAAUCAACGUUGGAUUCUUUAAAGUAAAUCCGAAGUUUUGAAACCUAGUUUCAGAUCAUUUGCAGGAAGAUUCCAGGUUAACGUCCCAUCAUCCCUCUCUCUCUCUCUCUCAGUUUUAGGGUUUUUCUGUAUUGUAUCUAUAGACGGAGCGAAAUAUAUACAAAUCACUGUACUAGAAAACCAUAAACUAGUGCAAGCAAUGUAAAAGAAGCAACAUAGCCCAACAUAGCACUCUCGGUUGUUUAGUAGAGAAUCUUGGAUGGCUGUUGGGAGGCGCGCAAACUUCAUCUUUCUUCUAAUUAAUGUUGUUGAAUUAAGACCCCAAUAUCCAUGAAUCAGUGCUAAAAGCAGCUGCAUUUUCUCUGUGUUCACAUCGUUUCCUGCAAAAUCAUCUGACUGCUACUGUCACAAUUUAUGUCAAUAGGUAAAUUAUUACUAUUUUAGCUUCUCAGGGCUCCCAUCCCUUCCAAGUCCUUUGUCCAGUUUUGGAUUAAAGAUUGUCUUAACUUCCUAAAGUAAUACAAUUUGUAAAGCGCCCUCCCCCCUCCAUCUUCCUUAACUAUUUUAAAUUAGUGCUUUUUUCCCUCACUCAAGAUUGUGGAAAAUAAGACUUAUCACUUUUUUCAUUUAUUCGUUCUAAAAUUUUAUUAAUUAACCUGUUGGGAAUAGGGUUGAGAAUUAGUGAAAUGGGGUAGUGGGGUUAGCACCCAAAAAGUCCUAGUCAAAAGAAAAUAAGGCCCAACUUUACUUUGUUGAUUAAUUAUAAAAAUUGUUCUGAGAUUAGGGUAGAUAUUUUGAGAGAAGGAAAGAAAUGGAGAUUAAACAAGAGAAAUUAGAUCAAAGGUUUUGAUGAUAAUGUUUUACGAAGAAGGAUUAAGGGGAGGAUUAUCUUGUUUGAUUAUAGCGAGUUUUAAAGAUUUUAAUUAUGGAAAAAAGGGAUCAAGAAAGGCGUAUAGAGAUCCAAAAUUUCAUGGGUUUCAAUCCUUCACAACUCAAUCAAGAAUCACCAGUCAAGCUGCUUCUUGCUCCUAUAGUUUUUACUCCACCAGAUGAGAGAGGAAAUGCAACGGUUUCGAACCGCUUGGGAAGUGCUAUUUUCAGCCCUACACAAACCCUAGAUCACCACAGUCCUCCUCCACCACCUCAACCACUUAUAAAGAAAGACUCGACUCCAGCUCCAGCUCCAGAUCCAGAUCCAGAUCCAGCUACUUCUCCUGCUGCAGUAACUGGUGGCCCAUCUAUUUCAAUGUCGCCCCCGCCGCGAGGUCAAGAAUCAUCAGGUUACACUGCAAUUAGAUAUAGAGAAUGCCUGAAAAAUCAUGCUGCAAAGAUGGGAGGUCAUGCGGUUGAUGGCUGUGGAGAAUUCAUGCCAAGUGGAGAGGAGGGCACCCCAGAAUUCUUGAGAUGUGCGGCUUGUGAUUGCCACCGGAAUUUCCACCGGAAAGAGGUCCAAGGCAACACCAAUAGCCACCGGACUCCAGUUCUCCACAGCCGAUCUCCUCCUAUAAUGCCGGAGCAGCACUACAAAUACUCUCACAUGCCGCCAGAGCCCGAGGCAUGUAGUGAAGAUCUAAGCCUCUAUGAUUCCAGAGCCCGAGGGCAUGCAGCAGUGCAGCCAUCGUUUUCCACGUCGAAAAAGAGGUUCCGAACAAAAUUCAGCCAAAAACAGAAGGAUAAAAUGCAUGAAUUGGCUGGAAAACUCGGGUGGAGGAUUCAGAAACAAGAUGAACAAGAAGUGCAGCAGUUCUGCAAUGAAAUGGGUGUAAAGAGAGAGGCGUUCAAGGUUUGGUUACACAACAAUAAACAAGCCAUGAAGAAGGGAGAAAUCUAAGGAAAAAUUAACGAAAACAUUAUUUGACAUUUUUAGGUUUUAAGAAAUAGAUUUUGAAACUUUUAGAUUGUAAAAAGGAAAUGAUGAACUUAAUCACUUUUUAUCACUCCCAGUUUUCGCUUUUCUUUAAUUUAGAGGACUGAUAUUCACAGGUC